AUGGCAACGCAGAAGAACAAGUUUGGACACCUGCCCCUAUCGACCUCGGGGCCGCAGGACUGUGCUAUCACGGGUACCGCACUUCUGAACACACCAUAUCUCAACAAAGGCUCCGCCUUCACAGAAGAAGAACGACAGACGUUCGACCUAAAUGGUCUUCUUCCCGCCAAAGUCAACACUCUCGACGAACAGGUCCAGCGAGCGUAUGAACAAUACAGCACUCACAAGACCGCGAUCGGGAAAAACUUGUUUAUGACCAGCAUGAAGGAGCAGAAUGAAGUGCUCUACUAUCGACUCAUCCAAGAUCAUCUGAAAGAGAUGUUUCCCAUCAUCUAUACACCCACCGAAGGCGACGCGAUCGCGGCAUACAGCAGACUCUUUCGAAGACCCGAAGGAUGUUUCCUGGAUAUCACGCAGCCGGACAAUAUCGAAAAGCCUCUCAGCCGAUAUGGUGGCGCAGAGGACAUUGAUGUCAUUGUGGUGAGCGAUGGCGAGCAGAUUCUGGGUAUUGGCGAUCAAGGCGUUGGAGCUAUUCUCAUCAGCAUUGCUAAAUUGGUUAUAUACACGCUCUGUGCAGGUAUUCAUCCUAAUCGCGUGCUUCCCGUCGUUCUCGAUGUGGGUACCGACAAUGAAAAUCUCUCUCAGGAUCCGCUCUAUCUCGGGCUGCAAAAGCCACGCGUGCGAGGGGAAGAGUACGAUGCUUUCGUCGACCGCUUCGUUCAAGCCGCGCGUAAUCAGUUCCCCAAGGCAUAUUUGCACUUUGAAGAUUUUGGCUUGGCCAAUGCUCGCCGGAUCCUUGAUAAAUACACUCCCCAGAUUGCAUGCUUCAACGACGACGUACAAGGCACCGGCUGUGUGACACUGGCAGCGAUAUACGCCGCAGCUCACGUCGCCAAACUGCCCAUGGCAGACCUCCGAGUCGUCCUCUUCGGCGCCGGCUCAGCAGGUACAGGAAUUGGCGAUCAAAUCCGCGAUGCCAUCUCCGUCGAAUCCCACGGCAAAAAGUCCAAAGAAGAAGCCGCGAAACAAAUCUACUGCGUCGAUAAACCCGGUCUCCUUCUCCAAUCCUUCAAAGACAAUCUCACGCCCGCCCAACAUCCCUACGCGAAACCCGACGAUGACUGGCAAGACGCCAAUCACCGAUCUCUCCUCGAUGUGAUCCGCAAAGUCCACCCUCACGUCCUCAUCGGAACCAGCACGCAACCCAAAUCCUUCACCCAAGAAAUCGUUCAAGAAAUGGCCCAACACGUCGAAAGACCCAUCAUCUUCCCCCUCUCCAACCCCACCAGACUCCACGAAGCCACGCCCCAAGACCUCUCCAACUGGACCAACGACAAAGCCCUGAUCGCCACGGGCUCCCCCUUCGACCCCAUCUCCCUCAGCAACGGCCAAAAACGCGACAUAGCCGAAUGUAACAAUUCCGUAACAUUUCCCGGCAUCGGGCUUGGAGCAAUUCUGUCUCGAACAAAAUUUCUCACAGCAGAAAUGCUCGUGGCGGCAGUCAAAGCUCUUGCAGCACAAUCUCCUGCUUUGCGAGACUCGAAUGCGGGACUUUUGCCUGAUGUGGAGAAUGUGAGAGAGAUUAGUGUGGGAAUUGCUAAGGCGGUGAUUCGGCAGGCGCAGAAAGAGGGGUUGGCGAUGCGAAAGGGGAUUCCUGAGGAGGAGGGGGAGUUGGAGGAGUGGAUUCGUGAACAGAUGUGGGAGGCGGAGUACCGGCCUUUGAGGAAGGUGGAUUUGAAGGGUGCUAGUAGGAGUGCCAUGGGGGAGGCGGGGAGUAAAGGGGUGGAGGGGAUAAAGGUGGAUUGA
This is a messenger RNA of Sphaerulina musiva SO2202, 1806 nucleotides long. Its product is annotated as Malic_M-domain-containing protein. Gene Ontology annotation, molecular function: NAD binding; malate dehydrogenase (decarboxylating) (NAD+) activity. The transcript has 2 exons. Lineage: Eukaryota; Fungi; Ascomycota; Dothideomycetes; Mycosphaerellales; Mycosphaerellaceae. Gene Ontology annotation, biological process: malate metabolic process; pyruvate metabolic process. The coding region runs from base 1 to 1806 and encodes 601 amino acids. Gene Ontology annotation, cellular component: mitochondrion. The record is from RefSeq and is a predicted model, not a curated record.